This is a messenger RNA of Myxocyprinus asiaticus (Chinese sucker), 3981 nucleotides long. RefSeq names its product palmdelphin-like. Bases 864 to 3191 code for a protein of 775 amino acids. Gene Ontology annotation, biological process: regulation of cell shape. Lineage: Eukaryota; Metazoa; Chordata; Actinopteri; Cypriniformes; Catostomidae. Gene Ontology annotation, cellular component: cytoplasm; membrane. The record is from RefSeq and is a predicted model, not a curated record. The transcript has 4 exons.
AUAUUUAAUAUAAACAGGUAUAAAAUAGUUUGAGAGUGUACAUGAUACAUUGUAACAUAUGGAUGGCUCCGCCCCGAGUCACAAUGUAACAUCACUUCCUGUGAUGCACGGAGGCAAGUGAGGACAUCAGAAGUUCUCACAUGUGAUCUCAUUGACAAGCCACUUAUUGACCAGUCGGCCAAAAGUGCAGCUGUUAACAUGAGGGCUAAUGUUGAAAACACUGGACGAGCCAAUAAAGGUUGAGCGUUUGUAACAGGAAGAUGCCCCGUGGUGGCCACUAAUACCAACAUCAGUGACAUAAGACCAGCUCACAAUGGCAUUUCUGCCAAUAACUUUCACAUCAGAGCAAGUUCACUUCCGAAACAUGCAUACAAAGAUUUUUACUAUUUCCCAAAGCACACAGUUACCCAAGCCCACAGUGCAUGCAGAUUUCAGGGAGAAGAAAGUGAGAUUCUUGGCAAGGUGGAGAUGAUCUCCUUCUGGCUGAUUUUCCUCAAGCUCACGGUAUGUACUAGGACAUGCUGGUACCUUGGUCUUCCUUCCUCCGUCUUCAAUGCAAAUUGUUAUUGUCGCUGAAUAAUUUAUGUAAUACAGAUUGUCAUGACACAAGAGCCGAGAUGGAGAGGGUGUGAGCGUGUGGAAGUUUUCUCACCAGCUGAGCUGUUCUGCCAGCUAAAGGAGGAGUUAGUGGGGAGGGGGUGUUGCCAUGGCAGUCAACACUUUACUGCCUGUCAUUUUCAUGAGGCUUUGUGCCUUUUGUCUAGCUUGAUUGGGGUGAAAUGGGCAGGCACUGAAGUGGAUGGUAAUUUCACAUAAUUCUGACUGUUUUUAGUGGUUGCAUUAGCAUGCCGGUCAAGUUUUGAAUGAUUGCAGAGACUUUCCUCCAGUGGUCGAAUACCAAACAGACAUCAGGGAAUAACAAACUGGUGGAUGAAAGAAGUAUUUCAAGCCAAAGCAAUGGAGCUACGAUUGAGGUUGAGGAGGUGGAUAGGCUGGAAGAGAUUGCAGGUUGCUCUCAGAAUCCAGAACAUACAGAACUGGAGUCCCUAUUUGAGCCUGUAACCAUGGAGACCAGUGAACACUCUGGCACAGCAAACAUAACUGACUGUGAGGUCCUGGAGACUGCGUUACCUGAGAACAAGGACACAAGCAGCAAAGAAGAACAAGUCUGUUACGAUGCUGACGUAUUAGACUCCAUAAGUACAAAAGUAGUGGUUGAAAUUCUAGCAGGCCUACCUCCCACCGAGACCAAGGAUGAUGUACUCGAAGACGUUCACGGUCCAAAAGAGGCGCUUGUCUUGGAAGACACUCGAGAAGAACUUUAUCGCAACGAGUCAAUUACCUCUUCGAUCUCUGACACUCCGUCAAGUGCUGAGAGCGUAUAUGAGAAUGAUGUCGUACAUAAGAGGCAAGAUUCGCAGAGGCAGGAACCAUUAGAGAACACUGUACCUCAACCAGAAGUCACUGACGAUGGAGAUACAUUAGACCCUUUGGGUACAGACUCAGAACCCAUCUUGGAAGGUUUUGGAUGUGAUGGUUCAGAAGAAACCAUCCUGGAGCAUUACAUCCAAGAGGAUGUCCUGUCAGACGUCUCCACAGAGUCCUGUCAUGACCCAGAAGAUCUGGAUGAAUGUCUUCAUGUUGAAAUUGCUGCGGUGUCAUCUGACAGUGAAACUGAUGAGAAGUGGAGGAACAUCUUCUCUUCCUCGAUUAAUAGGGAAGAUGAUGAUUCCUACAUUGACAGCCUUGAGCUGAGCGCACAGGAACUCUUUAUUCAAAAACCUGAAGUUCAAAAUACUGUUGAAGAUUCAAAGGAAACCGAAGAGCCUGAGAUCCCUUUGGGAGAAGAAGUGCUAGAACAACCAGAGACUGGGCCAACUCUGCAACCGCAAGAGAUAUCUUACAAUUCUUCCACACUGUUCCACGGCUUGUCCAAGAUUUCCGAAGAUGAUGAAGAGCUUGGACGAGUCUCAGCAACCCACAAAUGCAAUUCAUUUGAUUCUGUCAAAUCUGAUUCUAGCAAAAAGGUGCCGAAAGAUUAUUGUGUGAUCCAGGAAAUGAAGAGUGAGAAUGUCAGUACAGAACAUGUGGAUUUCAAAGUUGCUCGCCAACAGUGGCUGGAGAUAGAAGAGCAAACGAAAAACUUGAUCCACCACCCGAACACACCAACAACAAGAUCUGGGACCUGCCAAGGCAGUCACAGUUUCAUGUACACACCUGUCCGUAACAUUGACAGGCCGAAGAGGGACCUUGAAAGCUUAACACUUGUAGAGGACUAUGCGCACACCCAGUUUAGCCCUUGUUCUGAGGAUUCAGGUCUUGACGACUCCAGUUACAGAUCACAAUGUGACGACCCAGAGACCCCAAUUGAGAAGGAGAUUCGCCAAACAGUGGAACGUGAGGAAAACCUGAGACGUGAGAGGGGGAUGACAAAAUUGUACUCUAGUGACUGUGUACAGAUGAAGACCAGGUCCAUCAAUUUAAACCCAGGAAAACUAUGCCAGGAUGUCGAUGAGAAACAGAAGAUGUUUGAACAUCAGGAUGACAAUGGAAGGAUACCCAAAUCUCCCAGCAACACAACACCUUCUUUCAUCAUUACCUCCUCACCAACCAAGGGCUCUCAGCAACAAGACUUUUCAGCUAACAGCAUUAUCAUCCUCGAACCAGAACCCUUCCCUCCAAGUCCACGGCAUGGCAAGAUGGUAUCCUCCAAAUCUGCUGACUGGAGAUCAGAAGAUGCCCCUAACCUCAUAAUUCUGGAGACAUCGAACCUCAUCAUUCGCAGUGCAUCAGAGUUCAACCUGAAUUCUGUCUCAGAGGAAACCCAAGAUAAAAUGUUCCUCAACAACCCAUUUUUUAAGCUGAGGUCCAGGAGUACAAUAUCUCUUGUCGAUGAGGAGAUCAAAUUGGUAAAGCAGCGAGAAGAGGAACUAAAACGGCAAAGAGCCAGUAUUUACUCAAAGGAUCAUUUCCUGAUGUUUCCAAAUCGCCUGGACGGCUCACCAUUUAACAAUUCAGAUGACCUACCAAUUAAAUGUAAAUCAUCCCCUUCAUCUCCAAUGAAAACAUGCAGAAUGGAUCGGUCUGCUCUGUCAUGUGAUCAUCGAUUUCCUGAGCCCUAUACUGGAGGCCGACGUAAAAGUGCCAUGGCUUUGCGUUGGGAGGCAGGGGAGUUUGCGAACAGUGAGUGAAAAACAGAAAUUACAUUAAUCGUUAAUCUGCAGCUGUUCUUCGUUAAAGAAUUUUCAAUGCUCAAACUCAUGUUUGUCUAUUGUGACAGUGUAAACACUUGCUACUGCUGCUUGUGUAACUUUGUUAUUUAUCCAGACAAAAAAGAAAUGUGUAAGCCAAGAUGCCUAAAUGUUAUUUGAAUGUACCGUUUAAUCCAUUUUUGUGAUUCUUCUUUAAUGAGGUACUUAUAAACCAUAUUUUUAGUGUUUUGUCUACAAAGACAAGGAGAAUAUGUACUGUAUAUUCAUAAUGUAUUUUCUUGUAUGGCAAUGUUUGUACAUCUCUGAAAUAUAUGAAACAGCAUUACAGUGUUUUAGGAUAAUAAUGAAGUGAAAAUGUAUACAAAAUGGAUGUAUUUGGUUAAAUAUCACAGAAAACAAUCAAUUUAGUCAAGGAACAUAAUUGAGAGAUUUCUUUUUUUAAAGAAUUAUUCUUGAUGUGGCCAUGAUUGCAAAUGUCUAAAUGGAGGGCACUUUUUGAAGGUCCAGUUCUUAAUUGAAGAAUUAUGAUAAAAAAGGAUCAUCUAAUAUUUCAUAACUUGUUACUUAUAACCUGUUGCUUUGCAAUUUGUUGUCCUCAAAAAAGAAUUCGUAUAUUUAUGUCAAACCGCCAUGCUUAUAAAAACAAGUAUUGCUUGCUAACCUUUGAAUCCAUGUGCAUCAGUCUCAAGACAAUAUUUGUUUUCCUACCAUUUGGAAAAAAAAAAAAAUGUUAAAAAGACAAAUGCAGAAAUAAAUGUCAAUUUAAGGC